GCGGGAUUGGUACAGUACCGCUAGAGAUGCUGUGGUUUUGGCACUGACAUCAGCUGAUUGCCCCUCCGUACUUACCGUACCCCUGUCCACUGCUUUGUUGCCAUGCCCUGAAGAUGGAUUAUGCCUCGGUCUAGCCAGUCGAUUCGGUACCCGUUAAACAAAGCCUGGACGGCCCCAGGUGGACACUUCAACUGUGGAUGGGCUGAGUUGGGGAACAGGUACAGGAGUUCUGGCCGGAGUUCCUUAUGAGAAACAUAUCAUGGCGUCUUGUGCUUCUCUCGGUGGGCUGGCGCUCUCGCGCGUGUCAUGAUGAGCUACAUCAUGCCGUCACUUGUGCCUCCACUGGUAGAGAGACUGCCUCAUGGGGAAUCCCUCGACAAGGUGGUAGGAUAUGCAGUCGCAGCUACAGCCUGGAUUGACGCUUGAGUUAAUAAUGUUCCAGACACCAUCCCGUCUAGCUAAGUACAUCCUAGGCGGCAGGAAUGCUCCACGAUCAAUUCAUCCGAUGGUCCUAGACUCCUAGGGCAACUUGCACAGGCUCCGGCCUCAACUCCGGCUCCGGCUUCCGCUCCCGAGAGGUGAGACUCGGAGGGCCGGAGCAGCCCCCAUCCGGCAGCGUAACCUCCGAGGAGAGACGCCGUCCCCGGGGGAAAAGCCCGUCAUUCGGGCAGUGUUGGACAGAUCGCCGGCCUUCAGUCCGCCGCCAUGACACAACCUCGCAGACGCUCAUGGGCACAGCCCAACAUUUCGGCUCCCCUGAUCAACGGCGUAUCUUGCUUCGUCUUCCCGCCAUACCACCUCGAGCAUUACCACUGCCAGACAAUCCCGCCACGUCGUCAAAAGUAUGCCUCGCUACGCCCAAGCGCGUUUGAUCGCCCUUCGUCCAGACCGUCUUUCGAGGCCCUCUCUCUCACAGGUUACACGCCUCCCAAAUCCCGGACAGGUGGGAUUUCGCCCAGAGGGUCCAACCACCAUAGCCGCCGUGACCGUUCUCCCGGGACACCUAUUCUCACCUGCCUCAUCGACAUCCACCCGAUUUUCGGGCCCUGUCAUCGUCAUCGUGGCAUCCGGGUCCCGUACCCAGACCCUCUCAGGGAAAGGACAUGGAACAACAAGCGCCAGACUGCCACAAUCGGCCUUCACAGCAACCUCCUUACCCGUUCUGGCCAUGCCUUGAGACGUUACAAGGUACAACCUGCAGCAGACCCUCAUGGCCGCCCACUCACAUGACCUAGACGGCGCCGACAGAACGGUAAAUUGGAAGUUCUUCCUCCUUUCUUUGCUGUGUUGUCUCCUGCAGGUUGGCGUUUGCUGCUGUUGGAGCGGCGUUGGGGAUUUGUAAAGUGUUCGCGCGUAGACGGCUCGUGUGAUUGGUCGCGCUUGGCGACGACGAGGACCGAACGUCGAAACCCCCCGUCAUCGCGGCAGAGCAUGUUCUGCGGUUGGUUCGAUCGUUGGUACUAACCAACAGCGUCUUUUUUGUUUGCUUGUCUUGGCUGUUGUAGACGAGGCACUCAUAUACCGCGAUGUCCUCUGCGUGUAUGUUCCGGCCGAGUGGCUUUCCUUUAGUUGAGGGUAUCUGUUUUGGUUGGAUUUCCUUUGGUAUUACAGUCUAUCUACAUCUCUUUCAUUCUCUACAACCGUUCUCUUCUGGAAGUCCUUCUGUAAUCUUUGCAUAAACAACAUGGCCUCAGUAGGAAGCUGGCGGAGGCUAUGCAUAAUAAUCUGGCUUCUCUACACCGAAACCUGCGUCUCCGGACUACAAAUCACACCCCUAUCGCUACCAACAUCAACCCCCCAAAAUAUUAACAACCAACUUACACCAAAAUCAACAUUACGAGCCGAUGCCAGCUGCCCCGUCAAAGGCUACACGGCCUGCGGCAACGGCAUGGCAGACUACUUUUGCUGCCCCAGCGAAACGACAUGCAUGGUGCUCGCGGAGAAAACCACCGCCCUAUGCUGUCCAAAGGGGUCUUCGUGCGAGACCAUCUCGCCCAUCACCUGCGACGUCACCUUACAAGACGUAGUCGAGAACCCGACGAGCCCGAUACACACCACGAAACUGAAAGAGUCUCUGCCGCAGUGUGGAAGCAAGUGUUGUCCGUUUGGGUACACAUGUCGAGGCGGUUCUGCCUGCGUCUUGGACGACGGCCAGGAGGAAGAAGGGUCUCAGACUUCCAGCACAUCAGUCUCAUCUACAAAGACAAGAACAAGGACUACAACAAGCGCGACGCCGACAACGGCUACCCAGGCAGCGACGACGACAGCCGUCGAGACAGUUCCAGCUGCCUCGCCGACACCAUCCGCAAACCCAGGCGAUGACCUCCCUACCCCAUCAGCAGUAACAUCCCCCUCAGAAACCACCCCCGCCGCCGCAGCAGCAGCCGCCUCCCCGAGAACCUCAACCUCGGGCGGCAUCAUCGCAGGCACCACCGUCGCAGCCAUCGCCUCGGUAGCAGGCCUAACCUGCCUCCUUUGGUUCAAGCGACGCUCCAUCUCAGAAAGCGUCGGCUCCGCAAAGUUCCCUCGCCCCUGGCAACAACUGCGCCAAAACGGCUCGGACCAGGACGUCUCGUCGCUGCCGCGGUACAACUCCCCGCCGCCGGCGUACGCCGUGGAGAUGAAGCCGCCGCUGGCGAAGCCGUACACGUGGAAACACUACAGCCCGGACUCCUUUGGCCGCGACCGCCACGACAGCCGUCGCUAUGACGACCACGACGACGGCAGCGUUCCCGUCCCCGUUUCUGUUGCGCUUGCUCUCGCUGUCGAGUUGCCCGCUACGCCGGUUUCCUUUAGCCAGUGGCGUGUUCGGGAGGAAGGGGAGGCGACGAGGCCGCGGUCUCACUAUGAACCUUACCGGCGUCCUUCAUGAUUGGAAAUGUCUUUCUUCAGGAAGGCUUUGUUCCUGUCUUGGGUGGUUCGGCUUCUGCCUUUUUGAUAGACUGAAAAUUGUUCUACCCUUUUCCUUUGUGUUGAAAUGCUUGCGCUUGUCGAGCAAAUAACCUGUUACGACAGAUAUGAGACACGAUUUCUGUGCACUACUAGGAGACAUAAGGAGGAAAUCUAGAAUGGGAUCAUGAGUUCAUCUGCCUACGAGUAUGAACCAAAGCCUUCUCGCGCCUUUGAUGUAGUUGUUGAUAUAGCGAGGUCCUUCAUGCGAGUGAUCCCAGAUGCGCCUGAUAUUAUAUCAGUCUCAGGAGAAGCUGUAGUAACACAACCGGC
This is a messenger RNA of Colletotrichum scovillei, 3222 nucleotides long. RefSeq lists its product as uncharacterized. The record is from RefSeq and is a predicted model, not a curated record. The transcript has a single exon. Lineage: Eukaryota; Fungi; Ascomycota; Sordariomycetes; Glomerellales; Glomerellaceae. The coding region runs from base 1685 to 2872 and encodes 395 amino acids.